CCCUCAAUCCUCUACCCCCACCUAGCCCAAGUCGCUCUCCGCUGACCAACUAUCAGAUGCACGGACAGAAGGACCGCCCGGAGGCAGGAGGGGGCGGGGAGGCGACGGCUGCGGCUUGAGGAGCAGUAGCAGGUGCCGCGGGGACGCGCGGGCGGGGUCGGGCGCUGGCGAGCGUACGGCCGGCGGGGAGCCGGGAGGCCGCCGCUCGGAGAGAGCCCCGCCAGGUCGCGCCGAGGGCGAGGGGAUCCGCAGUUGAGCCGGGUGGGGCAGUGAGUGGCUGGAGGGCGCAGAGUACCCUGGAGACUGAGAGGACCAGAGCUGGAGGGGGAUCCGAAGAGCCGCCAGAGCGCUACCAGGGGUGUAGGGUAGGAAAGAGGGGGGCAUACUUGGAGAUGAGACAAGGGGUGGUCAGAAUAUGAAACUGGAACUUGAAGGCUGUCGGGGGGCAGAAAUGGGUGAGGCGGGGGUUGUGUGAGGUGUGGUCAGUUGGUAAAAUCCAGAGGUGUGACCUUCCUAGAUGGGAGAGGUGGGUUAAGAAAGAAGGCUGGGUAGGGUAAAGGGAUCGUAGGGGGAAGCCAAGUGCUCAGGAGUGAAGGAGACUUGAGGUGGGAUCCAGGGUCAGGGGGGCAACAGGCAGGGUGGGAAGGGGCCGCACUAGGCAUGGACAGAUGGGCCCAGGUGUGAGGCAGGCAUAAAGAUCUGAGCAAGGGCCAGGCCGGGAGGUGAGGAUGGUUGGGAGGCAUCUGAGAAGUGAGACCAGCACAGACUGAGAGUGGUACCAGAGUAGAAGGGUGUCCAGGGAGGGACCCCACAGUGAGUCUCUAGGUUCAGGGAGGGGUGCCCCCCAUGGGGGAAGCCUCUCCCUGCUGGUCGCUGGAGCCAUGCUGUCCCGAAAGGGCAUCAUUCCCGAGGAGUAUGUGCUAACGCGGCUGGCAGAGGACCCUGCCGAACCCCGAUAUCGCGCCCGUGAGCGGAGAGCCCGCUUUGUGUCCAAGAACGGUAACUGCAACGUCGCGCACAAGAACAUCCGGGAACAGGGCCGCUUCCUGCAGGACGUGUUCACCACGCUGGUGGACCUCAAAUGGCCUCACACGCUGCUUAUCUUCACCAUGUCCUUCCUGUGCAGCUGGCUGCUCUUCGCCAUGGUCUGGUGGCUCAUCGCCUUCGCCCACGGAGACCUGGCCUCCAACGAGGGCGCGGAGGUGGCCUGCGUCACCAACAUCCACUCUUUUUCUUCUGCCUUCCUUUUCUCCAUUGAGGUCCAGGUGACCAUUGGUUUCGGUGGGCGCAUGGUGACUGAGGAGUGUCCACUGGCCAUCCUGAUCCUCAUUGUGCAGAACAUCGUGGGACUCAUGAUCAACGCCAUCAUGCUGGGCUGCAUCUUCAUGAAGACUGCGCAGGCCCACCGGCGGGCGGAGACGCUCAUCUUCAGCAAGCACGCAGUCAUCACCUUGCGCCAUGGCCGCCUCUGCUUUAUGCUCCGGGUGGGAGACCUCCGCAAGAGCAUGAUCAUCAGCGCCACCAUCCACAUGCAAGUGGUGCGCAAGACCACCAGCCCCGAGGGCGAGGUGGUGCCCCUUCACCAGGUGGACAUUCCCAUGGAAAAUGGCGUGGGCGGCAACAGCAUCUUCCUGGUGGCACCUCUCAUCAUCUACCACGUCAUUGAUGCCAACAGCCCGCUCUAUGACUUGGCACCCAGCGACCUGCACCAUCAUCAGGACCUGGAGAUCAUCGUCAUCCUGGAAGGUGUGGUGGAAACCACGGGCAUCACCACCCAAGCCCGAACAUCCUAUCUGGCAGAUGAGAUCCUAUGGGGCCAGCGCUUUGUACCCAUUGUGGCAGAGGAGGACGGCCGCUAUUCCGUGGACUACUCCAAGUUUGGCAACACCGUCAAAGUGCCCACACCACUUUGCACCGCCCGCCAACUUGAUGAGGACCGCAGCCUGCUGGAUGCCCUGACCCUGGCUUCAGCUCGCGGCCCCCUGCGCAAGCGCAGUGUGGCCGUAGCCAAAGCCAGGCCCAAGUUUAGCAUCUCUCCAGAGUCCCUGUCCUGAGCCACAGUCUUGCCCCCUCCUCUGCAUGUAUGCACAUGGGCAGUGUGGUACGGUAUGUAGAGUGAACCUUCUGUGGGCCCCUUAGCCAGGCCAGGCCCUGGUGUGAGGCUGGGCCUCCUCAGCCCAGUCUCCCCCACUACUGCUCGCCCAGGGUGUUACAAGGCACUUGUCACUACGCUAUUUCUGUCCUCAACAGGAGCCUGUUCUGGGUUAUUUUUGUCCCUGCUCCUCCCAAUCCCAGCAGAACUGGCUCAUCCCUCUCCUGCUUUCCCAGGCUAGAGGAAGGUGUCCGGCUCUGAAGCUGGGUCUCCAGCUCCUCCCGGGCCUCUGUAAUCAGUCGGCAGAGGCUGGACAGGUGGCUGGGGAAGAACAGUCCUCAGAGUGGUGGCUUGCUGCUAUAUUUCCGUGGCCUGAAGAGAUGCCUGAGAUCAUGCCCCAGAGCACCUUGCUAUCAGAAAAAGUGAUGGGCUAAAUGGCUGUCCAGCCAUCUGGGGAGAGCCGUCAGUGAGGGCGCACAUUUCAACUGGAAAAUUGGAGGUGUGGCACCCACAGGAACAGGCUGAGGCUGGAAGGGCUACCCUCCGAAGGCAGGCUCAGGCCAGGAUGGAAUGGCGUGAGGAGACUCAGCUUGACUGGACACUGCUCAACCACAGGAAAGUGGGGAUGGGCCCUGUGUCGGGGCCCUGACACUUUCCCCGAUACCAAAGCUUCGGGGUGAGGGCUUCGUGGACUGUGGCUGCUGUAACUGCCUGUUCCAAGCUGUCCGCCGGUGUCUGGGGUGUGCUGGGGCAGACACUGGCAUGCCAAGCAGAAAGAGGCUUAGGAAAGGGGAUCCUGGGCCCACCACAGCUCCUCACCAGUGGCUGCCACUCACUCUGCCCAGAGGGCUGUCCUGGAAGAUCAUUGGGUUUCUAGAAGGGACCUUGGAAAGUUCAGAUGGGGGUGACUGAGGUCCCUGAGGUAGAGGCCCUUUGUCCUGACAGACGACCCCAGGCCUGGACUCUUGGAGCAGUGCUAUGUGUACUUGCCCAGAAUUCUGCCUUCUCUGUUGUCAAUAAAGCCCCCUUCGUGACCUAACCUCUGGGCUGUUCUUGCUGGGGGAGACAGGGAGGGUGCUGGUGAACAGUGAGAGCAGGACCCAAAGGUGCCCUGGGCCGUAGCAGGGAGGCCAGGAAAGGAGUUUGGGGUUGGUCCUCUGCCCAAUUCAGGAAAAUUUUCCCUUUCUGUGUCAGAUAGUCCAACCCUGCCGGUCUCUGGACAUCUCACUCUUCGGACGCCCACCAGGGCUUACAGCCUGGGCCUGCCUUCAUUCCCAGAGAUCUGCUGGAAGGCUGGGAUGCUCAGGGAGAGAGGAAGGGAAGUCCUAUGCAUUUGUGUAUUGGUGGCAUGUAAGCUCUCAUGCCAACUGCCUGAGUUCAAAUUCUGGUUCUACUCUAAGGUCUCUCUGUGCCUCAGUUGCCUCAUCUAUAUAAAAUGGGGAUAUUCAUAGCACCUACCUCAUAGAAUUGUCGUGGGAGU
Condylura cristata (star-nosed mole) is the source of this 3572-nucleotide messenger RNA. RefSeq names its product potassium channel, inwardly rectifying subfamily J, member 11 (gene KCNJ11). Bases 882 to 2054 code for a protein of 390 amino acids. The transcript has a single exon. Lineage: Eukaryota; Metazoa; Chordata; Mammalia; Eulipotyphla; Talpidae. The record is from RefSeq and is a predicted model, not a curated record. Gene Ontology annotation, molecular function: ATP-activated inward rectifier potassium channel activity. Gene Ontology annotation, cellular component: plasma membrane. Gene Ontology annotation, biological process: potassium ion import across plasma membrane; regulation of monoatomic ion transmembrane transport.